AUGUCCCCCGCGUCAGAACACGAGAGUGAGACGGGCCGUGAUCAGUUCUCCGAUUUGGAGACCGAAAGCGAGCCUGACCAAACCCCUACUCAUCUCACCCUUGAGCAGUUGGAGUUGUGGUUCGAGUUAACAGAGUGGAUCAUCAACGCCGAAGGGCCUCCUUACUAUGAGAAACUGGAGAUCGCCCCGGAGAUGAAUGGGAGAUACGACGCUAUCGAGUCUAGGUUUUUCACCUGGGGCGAAUAUAAAGAGCUUGCCAUUAUGUUUAACUGUGGUAUCUACAAGUUCUCAGCCCCAUAUGCGAAGGCCUACAAAUAUUGCAGUGGCUAUUUUCUCCGUGAUAACAAGCGCUUCCCUUGUAUUGCUUUCGAAAGUGGACACGAGUCGUGGUCCAACCUCCUGAAGGUGAAGGAUAUGUGGCUACAAGGUGGAACACCAUACGUGAACGCCGUGGUUCUGAUAAAGUGGGAUGAGAGAGACAAUGGAGAUGUAGCCGGGUCCCUCGAGUUACAUCGCAGAGGCGGUAUCGCAUGUCCUCAAAUUGAUGUCUUUCCCGUUCCGUCGCCCGGCACCCUUCACGCCGCACAAACCGUGACUUUUUGUCGGCGAGACUUAUAUCCUGCGGGAAAGGUGCCCGAAGGUCGAGACCCAAACGACGUUUGGAAUUGGGAGAUAGACAAACUCCGGGAAGAAGCUACUUGGACCAUGGGAUUAAUCGACCUCAGGCCGGCAGAAGCAUGA
Aspergillus melleus is the source of this 741-nucleotide messenger RNA. RefSeq names its product Transcription factor. The transcript has 4 exons. The record is from RefSeq and is a predicted model, not a curated record. Bases 1 to 741 code for a protein of 246 amino acids. NCBI's taxonomy places the organism in Eukaryota, Fungi, Ascomycota, Eurotiomycetes, Eurotiales, Aspergillaceae.